This is a messenger RNA of Myzus persicae (green peach aphid), 5339 nucleotides long. RefSeq names its product cGMP-specific 3',5'-cyclic phosphodiesterase. Gene Ontology annotation, molecular function: 3',5'-cyclic-nucleotide phosphodiesterase activity; protein binding. The transcript is spliced from 22 exons. The record is from RefSeq and is a predicted model, not a curated record. Lineage: Eukaryota; Metazoa; Arthropoda; Insecta; Hemiptera; Aphididae. Bases 1078 to 4065 code for a protein of 995 amino acids. Gene Ontology annotation, biological process: signal transduction.
GUGCAGUACACAUAGCGUAACGGUCGCGGCCAGGCGCCUACUUGACGUACGUUCCGGUCGCGCGCGCCACACGCACACGAGACACCACCGCACGAAUUUCUUCCGCGCGCGAUCGACACGAUCGUAUUAUUUUAUUGUCAUCGUUGUCGUCGUCGUCGAUACACAAUAAUAAUAUCAUAAUUUAAUAAUUAUUACCCGUUAUUAAUUGGCGCCAACGUCACCCUUCCCUACCCGCCACCCGGCUCAACCGGCGCGCGUCAUACGAUAAUACCUAAUAAUACGCCACCUGAUACCGCGUCGUACCGGUGAGAUUUUUUUCGCGCCGGCCGGCCACAGCGGGGCGAAAGUAACACAACCGGUCCAGCGCGACAAUAUGUGACGCGACGCGGCAGUAGGUACACGUGCGCCUGUCCGCGAGCGUGUUUUUUCCCGGCUGCGAGUGCCUGCACAACAUUCGUUUUGCAAUAAGUACCUACCACAACAUUAGUACGUCGCACGUGUGAUAACAAUAUUUAUUGUAAUAACUAAUAUCAGAAUCAUAAACAAUAAUAAUAAUUAUAUAUUCGCGGUCGGCAUACAUACGCACGUGUUAUUGUUUUAAUUUCGAUUGACAAUAAUAUCGUUAUCGCUGCCGUCACUGGUGGACGACAAUAUUUAUUAAGAUCGCGUCUUACGCUACAGCACUUGACGGCGAAGGGGAAAAAACCACGAGUAGUCCACGCAUAGCCGUCAUGCGGCGGCGGCCGUCCAACCACGUCCACCGCCGUCCACGCACCGGUCGUGGCGCCGUCGCCGCCUUAGUCGCCGGCGAUACCGGCGUCCGUCGUAGCCGCUGCAGCCACCGCACCACCACGUGCCGGCCGCCGAUUGCUGCAGUCGUUCCGCGCCUUUUAGAGACGUCCACAUACAAGAAAGAAACAAAGAAAUGAGUUCAUUAGUUGGCUGAAUAAAUUAGUGAAGAGAUAUCAUCGAAUCUAACUCUGAAAUCAAAAUGUCUGAGAAAAGCUACAGGGUUGUUCAGCGGGCGGGCCUCAGUCGUGCAUCAGUUGCCGCGGUUCAGUGAUUGACCGGGCCACGAUGGACCUGGACGCUGACGAGGUUGAGCGGUGGCUGUGCGAAAAAGCUCCGCAAGACUUGGUGGACCGCGUGAUCCGGGCACGGCUCCAGCACCGCACGGGGUCGUUGACGAUAAGCCGGGUGAAACGAGGCUCCAUGACGUCUGAAAUGUUCAACACUUGGCUCGCGUCGUCUCCGAUCAAACGGUCGAGGUCGCCGAACAGAGUGACACGGAGCAGUGGUGAAUGGAGACAUCAUUUGGGUCUGUUAGACGAAGGGGAGCUUUUUAUGGAGCUCAUCCGGGACGUGUCGAACGAAUUGGAUAUCGACGUCCUGUGCCACAAGAUACUUGUCAACGUCGGUAUAUUAACCAGAGCCGAUCGUGGCAGUCUAUUCCUAGUGAGAGGCAGACAUCUGGUGGCCAAACUGUUCGACGUAACUGUAGACACGGAACUGAGCGAAGCUGUCGACAAGGCGAAAGAGGAAGAAAUCCAAAUACCGUUCGGAGUUGGGGUGGCAGGUACGGUGGCGGAAACAAAGCAAGUCGUCAACAUCAGGAACGCAUACCAGGACCCGCGGUUUAACCGGGAAAUCGAUCACAUGACGGGCUACACGACCAAUUUGAUAUUGUGCGUGCCGAUCUGCAACUACGACAACGAAGUGAUCGGAGUGGCUCAGAUAAUCAACAAGACCGACGGCAGCCACUCGUUCACCGAGCACGACGUCGAGAUAUUCCAGAGGUACCUGACGUUCUGCGCAAUCGGAAUACAAAAUGCUCAACUGUUCGAAAAGUCUAUACAGGAAUUCCAGAGAAAUCAAAUGUUACUCAGUUUGGCUAGAAGCAUAUUCGAAGAACAGAACAAUCUGGACUGUCUAGUAUCGAAAAUCAUGACCCAGGCCAGAGAUCUGAUCAAAUGCGAACGUUGCGUUGUCUUCCUGCUGGACUUGGAAUGCGAAGAAGCUAGCCAUUUGGAUCACUUUGGAGCCAAGCCAGGGAAUUAUUCGCUGGAAAAAAAAGCGUCCACCAAAAACAGCACAGACACGUUGGCCGAAGAGGUUGCUGUGGCUCAAGAACAGCAAAAGGACAUCAAUUUCACCACGGCUUUUGAAUUGGGUUCGGAACUCGGGGUGAAGAAAAUCAAUAAAAACGUCAAGCCGUCCAAACUGCUUCAGAUAGCGCAAGAAGUGGCCAGCUCUACACAGUUGUUGAACAUAGCGGACGUGCAAGUGUGGGCCGCCUCGUUAAGCAGACAGCCGAGCAUGGAGAGCGACGAGGGAUGUACGGAUCAAGUGCCCAUCAAGUCCAUACUGUGCAUGCCGAUAUUGAACGGCAAAAAAGAUGUGAUCGGAGUGGCACAAUUGAUAAAUAAGGAAACCGGCUUUCCGUUUACCGACUGUGACGUGGCAACGUUCGAGGCAUUUGCAAUAUUCUGCGGUCUGGGGAUUCACAACACUCAGAUGUACGAGAGCGCAUGCAAACUAAUGGCCAAACAGAAAGUGGCCCUCGAAUGUCUGUCGUACCAUGCGACCGCUUCCGUGGACGAUACCAUCAAAUUAGCGCAAGACAAAAUUCCUUCGGCCGAGACGUACAACUUGUAUAGUUUUAAAUUCAUAGACUUUGAUUUGUCAGACGACGAUACUUGUAAAGCGACUAUCCGUAUGUUCCUGCAGUGCAAUCUAGUGCAACAAUUCCAAAUUCCAUAUCACGUCCUCUGUAAAUGGGUGUUGAGUGUGAGGAAAAAUUAUCGACCAGUAAAAUAUCAUAACUGGAGACACGCGUUAAACGUGGCCCAGACCAUGUUCGCCAUGUUGAAAACCGGAAAGAUGGAAAGGUUCAUGAGCGACUUGGAAAUCUUGGGAUUGCUGGUGGCGUGUUUGUGUCACGAUCUCGAUCACCGGGGCACGAACAAUGCUUUCCAGACGAAGACCGAAUCACCGUUAGCAAUUCUUUAUACGACCAGUACAAUGGAACACCAUCACUUCGAUCAAUGCGUAAUGAUCCUAAACAGCGACGGCAACAACAUAUUCCAAGCCUUGUCACCGGAAGAUUACCGUUGCGUUAUGAAGCUGGUGGAGAACUCGAUUCUGUCGACAGACCUGGCCAUGUAUUUCAAAAAGAAAAACAGAUUUAUGGAGGUCGUUGAAAAUGGCGAAUUCGAUUGGCAAAGCGAAGAGAAAAAAGCUCUGUUGUGUGGCAUUUUGAUGACUGCUUGCGACGUGAGUGCUAUAGCAAAGCCUUGGGAAGUUCAACAUAAAAUGGCUAAGCUCGUGGCCGACGAAUUUUUCGACCAAGGCGAUUUGGAGAAGUUACAACUUAACCAACAACCGAUGGCUAUGAUGGAUAGAGAAAAAAAAGACGAACUCCCACAGAUGCAAGUUGAGUUCAUCGAUGUCAUAUGUUUGCCGUUGUACAAAGUGCUAUGUGACACAUUCCCGUGGAUCACGCCAUUGUACGAAGGCACUCUAGAAAAUCGAAAACACUGGAAAGAUUUAGCCGAAAAAGUCGAAAUGGGCUUGACGUGGAUUGACCACGACAAAAUUGAAAUUCCUGUCGAAGAAUUUUUUACACACAAAAGCACGAAAGACAUAGAGUUCACAGUAACCACGCUGAAUACUACCCAAAAUUGCACGAAGAAAAGCAAUACAAAAAGCCUCGACCUGAAUCUGGACACUUCCGCUGCCCUCCACCGGAACGGCGCCAAGUUCUCCAGCUUCCGGAAAAAACCCACGUCCAGCCGGUCGUUCCGGAACCGGGUCAGCCGGUCGCUGUACAACAGCACGGCCAGCAGCGGCGGGUCCGCAUCCAUGACUUCCGACUCGGCGAAGACGUCCGACGCCGCGGCCACCGCCGACCAGCACAACAUGAUCAGUUCCGCGUCGUUGCCCGUCUUCACGUCGCCGGCGUCCACGCCUGGCUACAGUAGCAGCGGCGGCAAGCAGCCCACCCACACGCCGUCGAUGUCUGCCACCCCAGUGAAAAACAAGAGCAAAUAUUGCCGAAUUCUGUGAUAAAUGUACUGUUUUUUUUUUUUUUUUUGUUCUCAAGUUGUGUUUUUCUUUUGAUUUUUCCGUCUCCCGUCCUAAAAUGUGUGUGUAGAUUAUACUGUGUAGUAUGUGUAGGGACUCGCGUUGUGUAGGGAUUAUUACCCACUAACCAACUAACCGAUUUCCGAUUGUCCAAACCUAGGUAACGAUAUUCUAUCCAGGAAGUGGAACCCCGAACCGCCGAAAGAAAACUUAAUAAAACCUAUAUAGUAUAUAUUAUCUCCACGAGAUCUUUGGAAAACUCGUUACUUUUGUUGUUUAAAUAUUUUAGAAACCGGAACCUAUAUUUUUAUGAUAUAAAAUAAUUGAUAGGUACCUACUUGAGGCAUUCAUUCCACGUUAAUGGCUUUGUUUAUUUCCCUGUGAUUCGUGUAUAGGAAUGAAUAUUAAAUUAAAUUUGCAACUUUUCUAAAUCGGUAUAAUAGGUUUAACUGAAAGAGAAAUUCAUAAUUCAAAAUAACUGACAUUUAAGUUCUCCUAAUAAACCAUUCAGGUACAUGAAUUCUAUAUUCUGAAAAAAAAAUCAUACCCAAUGUAACAAAAAAACAAGCAUGAUUGGUAAAAACCCCGAGCUGAUCAAAUCGUAAAAUCGAUAUCCGAUAAAACCGAUAAUGUUAAAUUACAGGUACCUAUAAUAGUGGGCACCUAUUAGUAUUAAUUUAAUUAUUAUACAGUAAAACUUCGGUAUCUCGAACUCCCGUAUCUUUUUUUUUAGUCCGGUCAGACUUCGAUAUUCCGAGGUUUCACUGUAUUUAUCAUCGUCAUCGUUAAGUGAUUGCGUGUUACGUACUUGGAUUUUUUUCCAUAAAUGUUGGUGUAUGUAUCUGCGAUCGGUCGAGCUUAGAGUUCAAAUUCUAUACAUACCGAUUUUGGAACUACAAUUUUUUUCUAACGAUUUCACAUUCCAUUUUCAUGUUACGAGUCGAUUAUAAAUACCUUCAAAUGAAUAAGUUGAGACGAUAUUCUGUUCGGCCAACAACUGAUAAUUAAUGUUGACCGAUUCGGAAUCACAUUAAACCGUCCUCAUCAACACUUUCAAAUAUAGUAUCGUACAGACAGUACAAUUUAGUUCAACUCAACUGUCCACAUUUUGAAGUGGAUGGUUGUUGAUCGGGUGUUCGGGUGGUAUGAGUAUUUAUGUACUGCUACUAAAUCUACUCAGAACAUAAUCAAAACAAGAUGUAUUAUAUCGUGUAGUAAUUCCUACCUAUAUUAUGAGUACUUAGAUAUUAUAAUAG